AUGACCUUGUGGAGACUUUCGAAUCUGUUGGAACUCGAUUUGUCAUCGAAUUUUCUCCGUGGCUCUGUCCCGUUAGAUGUUGGGAACUUAAAGGUUUUGAUCAGCAUGGAUUUAUCCAAUAAUCGUAAUCUGCCAAGCACCAUUAAUGGCGACCUCAACAGUUUGAUUUAUCUUUCAUUUGCAGAGAAUUCAUUGCAGGGUCAAAUUCCUGAUUCUUUCGGCCAUUUAACGAGCUUGGAGUUCUUGGAUCUCUCGAGAAACCGCCUUUCUGGAGUGAUUCCUAAGUCCAUGGAGGCACUCUCCCAUCUCAAAUACUUGAACUUCUCUUUCAAUAGGCUCGAAUGCGAAAUCCCGACUGAAGGACCGUUCCAAAACUUGUCGGCCGAGUCAUUCGGGUCAAACGAAGCUCUUUGUGGUUCGCCUCGACUUCAAGUGACACCAUGCAAAGCUGGCUCUGAUCACCGCUUGAACAGGGCGUGGGUUCUUAUGCUGAAAUGCAUCUUACCAGCUAUAAUAUCUGCAAUGUUGCUGGUGACCCUUAUAAUCAUCCUUGUGAGAUACCGUAAUUCAAAACGAAAGGUCCCGAUUCGAGAAACUUCGUUGCCACUGGCAACAUGGAGAAGGAUUUCUUACUACGAGCUUCGAGUAGCAACAGAUGGAUUCAAUGAAAGUUGCUUGACUGGUACCGGAACUUUUGGCUCGGUUUAUAAAGGCACUCUAUCAGAUAGUGCAACGGUUGCAGUAAAAGUUUUCGACCUACGUAUCAAUCGAGCAUUCCGGAGUUUAGAUUCUGAGUGUGAAGUAAUGCGGUCCGUUCGGCAUCGAAAUCUGGUUAAAGUCAUUAGCACUUGUUCCAAAGAGAUUUUCAAAGCUUUAGUACUCGAGUUCAUGCCGAAUGGGAGCCUUGAAAAGUGA
Hibiscus syriacus is the source of this 915-nucleotide messenger RNA. RefSeq names its product receptor kinase-like protein Xa21. The record is from RefSeq and is a predicted model, not a curated record. Gene Ontology annotation, molecular function: ATP binding; protein kinase activity; protein binding. Gene Ontology annotation, biological process: protein phosphorylation. Bases 1 to 915 code for a protein of 304 amino acids. The transcript has a single exon. Lineage: Eukaryota; Viridiplantae; Streptophyta; Magnoliopsida; Malvales; Malvaceae.